This is a messenger RNA of Paramisgurnus dabryanus, 10860 nucleotides long. The record is from RefSeq and is a predicted model, not a curated record. NCBI's taxonomy places the organism in Eukaryota, Metazoa, Chordata, Actinopteri, Cypriniformes, Cobitidae.
AUGACCUCUCUUACACUAAUCUCUCUAUUUCUCUCUCUCUCUCUCUCUCUCUCUCUCUCUCUCUCUCUCUCUCUCUCUCUCUCUCUCUCUGUUUGUCUGUCUGUCCUUUAUGUGCUGCCUGCUGCUGUUUUCUCAGACAAAUAUAAUGACAUUAAACAACCUCCAAAGAUCACAAACCAGGCCGUGUCCCAGACUGUGUUUUCUCUGGAUGAUGUCAAUCUGGCCUGUGAAGCAAGCGGAGACCCUAAACCCAGCUUCCGAUGGGUUAAAGAUGGGAAUCAGUUUGGGGAGGUUCUUCUGGGCUCUGGUACCCUGACAGCAGAUAAAACCAACGAACUUGGGUUUUACCAGGGAACGUACCGCUGUUAUGCAGCCAAUGAGCUGGGAACGGCCGUGUCUGAUGUGGUGCAUUUGACUACAGAAGCUGUUCCAACCUUGCCUAAAGAGAAGGGACAGAAAAAGCAUGAGUUUGAGGAAGGAGUGAGCACCGUCCUCAUCUGCAACCCUCCGAAAAGUUCUGUCACUCCUAAAAUACACUGGAUGGACUCUCAAUGGAGUCACAUCCCACAGAGCGAGCGUGUAACAACGAGUCUGGAUGGAAACCUCUACUUUGCCAACUUGUUGCAAAGUGACAGCAGAAAUGACUACACCUGCAACGCUCACUAUAUCAAUGCCAGCAUCAUCCUGCCUAAAGAACCCAUCUCCAUGUCCGUCACACCAUCAAAUUCAGUGGUGAAGAAUCGUCGACCCCGGAUAAUUUACCCAGCAGGAACUCACAGCUCAUAUCUGAUCCUGAAAGGACAAACCCUGACACUGGAGUGUAUUCCUGAAGGACUACCGACACCAGAGGUGCACUGGGAGAGGAAGGACAGCCCUCUAUCUUCCACCAGUGCCAAGAUAGUGAACUACAAACGCUGGCUUCAGUUUGUGAAUGUGUCCGAGAAGGACGACGGCGAGUACGAAUGCACUGCCAGAAACAGUCAGGGCUCUGUCACACAUCACUACACUGUGACAGUAGAGGCUGCUCCGCACUGGACCAAGAAGCCUGAGGAACACCUAUACGCUCCUGGAGAGACGGUAAAACUGGACUGUCAUGCAGAUGGCAUCCCUACACCAAACAUUACAUGGAGUAUCAACGGUGUUCCUCUCUCAGGAACAGAUUUGGAGCCGAGGCGGAGCGUGGUCUCAGGCACUUUGAUUCUGUCGAACGUUCAGUACAGCGAUACAGCCGUCUAUCAAUGUGAAGCCACCAACAAACACGCAACUAUACUACUCAACACACACGUCCAUGUCGUUGAGCUUCCUGCUCAGAUCCUGACAGCUGAUGGAUUAGUGUACAAGAAUACAACUGGAUCAACCAUCAUACUUAAAUGUAGAACGUUUGGUUCCCCGAGACCCAAGGUGGACUGGGAGAUUUUCGACUCUAGUCCAGCUGUGUCCAAUGCUAAAAUGUCUCAGAUGGCCAAUGGAAAUCUUCAGAUCAGUAAUGUGAGUCAGGAGGAGAGUGGCAUUUACACAUGUUCAGUGAGAGACAGUAACAUAACCAUCAGCGCCGUACUUGAAGUCUUAAACAGAACAAAAAUCGUGGCUCCACCCCAACACCUGCGGGUCAUUCGUGGAAAUGAUGCUGUUUUACAGUGCAAAUUUAGCGUGGACCACCGGUUAAAACAUCCCACCAUUCAGUGGAAGAAAGACGGACACAAGAUUGCGGCAUCUGCUAAUGACGACAAGUACACUGAAUAUCCAAAUGGCUCUCUGAAGGUGACAGAUGUACAGAUUCAGGAUUCAGGAGAAUACGGUUGUGAGAUAAGUACUGAACUAGAUUCAGAUGACGCCAGCGGCUCCAUCACAGUGCAGGAUAAACCAGGUGCUCCUCUUUUUGUGGAGAUGUCUGAAAAGAGGGAGCGAAGCGUUACUCUGACCUGGACGGCUGGCGAUGAAAACAACAGCCCUGUUUUUGAAUAUAUUAUAGAGAUGAAGGAGGAGCAGUGUACAGAUGCAAGCACAUGGAGGGAAUAUGAGAGAGUUCAUCAAGACAUCAAACAGAUUGAGAUUCAUCUGCAGCCGUUCUGCAAGUAUCAUUUCCGGGUCAGAGCUGUGAAUGAGAUCGGAAACAGUGAACCCAGUUCUGAAUCUGAAUCCUACAUCACCCCUGCUGCCAAGCUUCCUCCUCAGAUCCUGACAGCUGAUGGAUUAGUGUACAUGAAUACAACUGGAUCAACCAUCAUACUUAAAUGUAGAACGUUUGGUUCCCCGAGACCCAAGGUGGACUGGGAGAUUUUCGACUCUAGUCCAGCUGUGUCCAAUGCAAAAAUGUCUCAGAUGGCCAAUGGAAAUCUUCAGAUCAGUAAUGUGAGUCAGGAGGAGAGUGGCAUUUACACAUGUUUAGUGAGAGACAGUAACGUGACCAUCAGCGCUGUACUCAAAGUCUUAAACAGAACAAAAAUCGUGGCUCCUCCCCAACACCUGCGGGUCAUUCGUGGAAAUGAUGCUGUUUUACAGUGCAAAUAUAGCGUGGACCACCGGUUAAAACAUCCCACCCUUCAGUGGAAGAAGGAUGGACAUAAGAUCGCGGCCACUACUAUUGAAGACAAGUACACUGAAUAUCCAAAUGGCUCUCUGAAGGUGACAGAUGUACAGAUUCAGGAUUCAGGAGAAUACAGUUGUGAGAUCAGUACUGAACUAGAUUCAGAUGACACCAGCGGCUCCAUCACAGUGCAGGAUAAACCAGGUGCUCCUCUUUCUGUGGAAAUAUCUGAAAAGAGGGACCGAAGCGUUACUCUGACCUGGACGGCUGGCGAUGAAAACAACAGCCCUGUUUUUGAAUAUAUUAUAGAGAUGAAGGAGGAGCAGUGUACAGAUGCAAGCACAUGGAGGGAAUAUGAGAGAGUUCAUCAAGACAUCAAACACAUUGAGAUUCAUCUGCAGCCGUUCUGCAAGUAUCAUUUCCGGGUCAGAGCUGUGAAUGAGAUCGGAAACAGUGAACCCAGUUCUGAAUCUGAAUCCUACAUCACCCCCGCUGCCAAGGUUCCUCCUCAAAUCCUGACAGCUGAAGGAUUAGUGUACAGGAAAACAACCGGAUCAACUGUCAUACUUAAAUGCAGAACAUUUGGUUCCCCAAGACCCAAGGUGGACUGGAAGAUUUUCGACUCUAGUCCUGCUGUGUCCAAUGCUAAAAUGUCUCAGAUGGCCAAUGGAAAUCUUCAGAUCAGUAAUGUGAGUCAGGAGGAGAGUGGCAUUUACACAUGUUCAGUGAGAGACAGUAACGUGACCAUCAGCGCCAUACUUGAAGUCUUCAACAGAACAAAAAUUGUGGCUCCUCCCCAACACAUGCGGGUCAUUCGUGGAAAUGAUGCUGUUUUACAAUGCAAAUAUAGCGUGGAUCACAAGUUAAAACAUCCCACCCUUCAGUGGAAGAAGGAUGGACAUAAGAUUGCGGCAUCUGCUAAUGAAGACAAGUACACUGAAUAUCCAAAUGGCUCUCUAAAGGUGACAGAUGUACAGAUUCAGGAUUCAGGAGAAUACGGUUGUGAGAUCAGUACUGAACUAGAUUCAGAUGACGCCAGCGGCUCCAUCACAGUGCAGGAUAAACCAGGUGCUCCUCUUUCUGUGGAGAUAUCUGAAAAAAGGGAGCGAAGCGUUACUCUAACCUGGACAGCCGGCGAUGAAAACAACAGCCCUGUUUUUGAAUAUAUUAUAGAGAUGAAGGAGGAGCAGUGUACGGAUGCAAGCACAUGGAGGGAAUAUGAGAGAGUUCAUCAAGACAUCAAACACAUUGAGAUUAAUCUGCAGCCGUUCUGCAAGUAUCAUUUCCGGGUCAGAGCUGUGAAUGAGAUCGGAAACAGUGAACCCAGUUCUGAAUCUGAAUCCUACAUCACCCCCGCUGCCAAGCUUCCUCCUCAGAUCCUGACAGCUGAUGGAUUAGUGUACAGGAAUACAACUGGAUCAACCAUCGUACUUGAAUGCAGAACGUUUGGUUCCCCGAGACCCAAGGUGGACUGGAAGAUGUUCGACUCUAGUCCAGCUUUGUCCAAUGCUAAAAUGUCUCAAAUGGCCAAUGGAAAUCUUCAGAUCAGUAAUGUGAGUCAGGAGGACAGUGGCAAUUACACAUGUUCAGUGAGAGACAGUAACAUGGCCAUCAGCGCCAUACUCGAAGUCUUCAAAAGAACAAAAAUUGUGACACCUCCCCAACACCUGCGGGUCGUUCGUGGAAAUGAUGCUGUUUUACAAUGCAAAUAUAGCGUGGACCACCAGUUAAAACAUCUCACCAUUCAGUGGAAGAAGGACGGACAUAAGAUUGCGGCAUCUGUUAAUGACGAAAAGUACACUGAAUAUCCAAAUGGCUCUCUGAAGGUGACAGAUGUACAGAUUCAGGAUUCAGGAGAAUACGGUUGUGAGAUCAGUACUGAACUAGAUUCAGAUGAUGCCAGCGGCUCCAUCACAGUGCAGGAUAAACCAGGCGCUCCUCUUUCUGUGGAGAUAUCUGAAAAGAGGGAGCGAAGCGUUACUCUGACCUGGACAGCUGGCGAUGAAAACAACAGCCCUGUUUUUGAAUAUAUUAUAGAGAUGAAGGAGGAGCAGUGUACAGAUGCAAGCAUAUGGAGGGAAUAUGAGAGAGUUCAUCAAGACAUAAAACAGAUUGAGAUUCAUCUGCAGCCAUUCUGCAAGUAUCAUUUCCGGGUCAGAGCUGUGAAUGAGAUCGGAAAUAGUGAACCCAGUUCUGAAUCUGAAUCCUACAUCACCCCAGCUGCCAAGCUUCCUCCUCAGAUCCUGACAACUGAUGGAUUAGUGUACAGGAAAACAACUGGAUCAACCGUCGUACUUAAAUGCAGAACGUUUGGUUCCCCGAGACCCAAGGUGGACUGGAAGAUUUUCGACUCUAGUCCAGCUGUGUCCAAUGCUAAAAUGUCUCAAAUGGCCAAUGGAAAUCUUCAGGUCAGUAAUGUGAGUCAGGAGGAGAGUGGCAUUUACACAUGUUCAGUGAGAGACAGUAACGUGACCAUCAGCGCCAUACUUGAAGUCUACAACAGAACAAAAAUCGUGGCUCCUCCCCAACACCUGCGGGUCAUUCGUGGAAAUGAUGCUGUUUUACAAUGCAAAUUUAGCGUGGACCACCGGUUUAAACAUCCCACCCUUCAGUGGAAGAAGGACGGACAUAAGAUUGCGGCAUCUGCUAAUGAAGACAAGUACACUGAAUAUUCAAAUGGCUCUCUGAAGGUGACAGAUGUACAGAUUCAGGAUUCAGGAGAAUACGGUUGUGAGAUCAGUACUGAACUAGAUUCAGAUGACGCCAGCGGCUCCAUCACAGUGCAGGAUAAACCAGGUGCUCCUCUUUCUGUGGAGAUAUCAGAAAAGAGGGAGCGAAGCGUUACUCUGACCUGGACAGCUGGCGAUGAAAACAACAGCCCUGUUUUUGAGUAUAUUAUAGAGAUGAAGGAGGAGCAGUGUACAGAUGCAAGCACAUGGAGGGAAUAUGAGAGAGUUCAUCAAGACAUCAAACACAUUGAGAUUCAUCUGCAGCCGUUCUGCAAGUAUAAUUUCCGGGUCAGAGCUGUGAAUGAGAUUGGAAACAGUGAGCCCAGUUCUGAAUCUGAAUCCUACAUCACCCCUGCUGCCAAACCCGACAUGAACCCAGAGAAUGUGACAAGUGUGUCUACAGAUCCCAACAGCAUGAUCAUCACAUGGAAGGAACUGGAGCGGCGAGAGUUCAAUGGGCCUGGAUUUAAGUACAAGGUCCACUGGCGUCAUGCUUCAGGCAGAGAUCUGCACUGGAAGAAAAGCAUCAUCUCAGGCCCUCCCUUCAUAGUUAAUGACACGGGCACCUUCAUUCCCUUUGAGAUUAAAGUUCUGGCAGUCAAUGACGAGGGCCCAGGCCCGGAGCCGGUGGCAAAGCUUGGACACUCAGGAGAAGACAUACCUCUGGAAGCUCCGUUUGGGGUUACGGUCGAGGAACUGCCAUCAAACAAAACCAUCAUCAGAGUAAGAUGGAGUCCGGUCAGUAGAGAAUCAGUGCGAGGACACUUACUGGGCUACAAGAUCCAUCUAAGAAGAAAGGGUCCCAGAACUCACUUUCACAGAGGGCUGGAAAAGAGCUGGCUUGCGGUAAAUAACAGAGAGCAGGAGAGAGAUGAAGAGAGAAGAGUGCUGAAGGUUUAUGGAAACAAGCUGGAGGAGGUUGUGAGCGGCCUGCAGUUAUACUCAAACUAUACUCUGACUGUGACAGCGUUCAACGGCAAAGGCGAGGGACCGCAUUCAGAUCCGCAUCACUUCAGCACACCAGAGGGAGCUCCUGGACCACUUACUGACUUAUACUUUGAGAGUCUGUCUGGGACACAGAUCACCCUACGCUGGCAAACUCCACACAAACCCAACGGUGUCAUCACAGGUUACGUGUUAAAGUACCAAGAGAUUCUGGAUGGAAAUUCAAGUCCAAGGCAAGUGGAAUAUAUCGAUCUGCCGGCCGUUACCAAGUUUACGGUGGAUAGCCUCAAUCCGCAGAGUCGUUACCUAUUUAACCUGAGAGCUCGCAACAGUGCUGGCGUCGGUGAGCCGAUAAUAAGAGAGGGUGCCACCAUGCUGGAUGGAGAACCUUCAUCUGUAAUAAACAUGACUGUGGGUGAGACGCCAGUCAACCUCAGCUGGGGGCCCGAAGACAAACAUCAAAACUUUGCCUUCAGCUUUGGUUACCUGAAAAAAGAAUAUAUUAUAGAGAUGAAGGAGGAGCAGUGUACAGAUGCAAGCACAUGGAGGAAAUAUGAGAGAGUUCAUCAAGAUAUUAAACACAUUAAAAUUCAUCUGCAGCCGUUCUGCAAGUAUCAUUUCCGGGUCAGAGCUGUGAAUGAAAUGAGAAACAGUGAACCCAGUUCUGAAUCUGAAUCCUACAUCACCCCUGCUGCCAAGCUUCCUCCUCAGAUCCUGACAGCUGAUUGGUUAGUGUACAGGAAACCAACCGGAUCAACUGUCGUACUUGAAUGCAGAACGUUUGGUUCCCCAAGACCCAAGGUGGACUGGGAGAUUUUCGACUCUAGUCCUGCUGUGUCCAAUGCUAAAAUGUCUCAGAUGGCCAAUGGAAAUCUUCAGAUCAGUAAUGUGAGUCAGAAGGAGAGUGGCAUUUACACAUGUUUAGUGAAAGACAGUAGCAUGACCAUCAGCGCUGUACUCAAAGUCUUCAACAGAUCAAAAAUCGUGGCUCCUCCCCAACACCUACGGGUCAUUCGUGGAAAUGAUGCUUUUUUACAAUGCAAAUAUAGCGUGGACCACCAGUUAAAACAUCCCACCAUUCAGUGGAAGAAGGACGGACAUAAGAUUGCGGCAUCUGCUAAUGAUGACAAGUACACUGAAUAUUCAAAUGGCUCUCUGAAGGUGACAGAUGUACAGAUUCAGGAUUCAGGAGAAUACAGUUGUGAGAUCAGUACUGAACUAGAUUCAGAUGACGCCAGCGGCUCCAUCACAGUGCAGGAUAAACCAGGUGCUCCUCUUUCUGUGGAAAUAUCUGAAAAGAGGGGCCGAAGCGUUACUCUGACCUGGACGGCUGGCGAUGAAAACAACAGCCCUGUUUUUGAAUAUAUUAUAGAGAUGAAGGAGGAGCAGUGUACAGAUGCAAGCACAUGGAGGGAAUAUGAGAAAGUUCAUCAAGACAUCAAACACAUUGAGAUUCAUCUGCAGCCAUUCUGCAAGUAUCAUUUCCGGGUCAGAGCUGUGAAUGAGAUUGGAAACAGUGAGCCCAGUUCUGAAUCUGAAUCCUACAUCACCCCCGCUGCCAAACCUGACAUGAACCCAGAGAACGUGACAAGUGUGUCUACAGAUCCCAACAGCAUGAUCAUCACAUGGAAGGAACUGGAGCGGCGAAAGUUCAACGGGCCAGGAUUUAAGUACAUGGUCUACUGGCGUCAAGCUUCAGGCAAUGAUCCAUACUGGAAGGAAAGCAUCGUCUCAGGCCCUCCCUUAAUAGUGAACGACACGGGCACCUUCAUUCCCUUUGAGAUUAAAGUUCUGGCAGUCAAUGACGAAGGCACAGGCCCGGAUCCGGUGAUAAAGCUUGGACACUCAGGAGAAGACAUAGCUUUUGAAGCUCCGUCCGGGGUAACGAUUGAGGAACUGCCAUCAAACAAAACCAUCAUCAGAGUAAGAUGGAGUCCGGUCAGUAGAGAAUCAGUGCGAGGACACUUACUGGGCUACAAGAUCCAUCUAAGAAGAAAGGGUCCCAGAACUCACUUUCACAGAGGGCAGGAGAGAGAUGAGGAGAGGAGGGUGCUGGAGGUUUAUGGAAAUAAGGAUGAGGAGGUUGUGAGCGGCCUGCAGUUUUACUCAAACUAUACUCUGACCGUGACAGCAUUCAACGGCAAAGGCGAGGGACCACAUUCAGAUCCGCAUCACUUCAGCACACCAGAGGGAGCUCCUGGACCACUUACUGAUUUAUACUUUGAGAGUCUGUCUGGGUCACAGAUCACCCUACGCUGGCAAACUCCACACAAACCCAACGGUGUCAUCACAGGUUACCUGUUACAGUACCAAGAGAUUGUGGAUGAAAAUUGGCAGGUGGAAUCGAUUGAUCUGCCGGUCAUUACGGAGUUUACGGUGGAUAAUCUCGAUCCGCAGAGUCGUUACCUAUUUAACCUGAGAGCUCGCAACAGUGCUGGCGUUGGUGAGCCGAUAAUAAGAGAGGGCGCCACCAUGCUGGAUGGAGAACCUCCAUCUGUAAUAAACAUGACUGUGGGUGAGACGUCAGUCAACCUAAGCUGGGUGCCCGGAGACAGACAUCGAAACUUUGCCUUCAGCUUCCGUUAUAUGAAAAAAGUGAGUGGUGGUGAUUGGGAAGAGUCUGAACCGGUGAACUCCACACAGGCGUUUUAUCAGCUGCAGGGUCUGGAGCCGGGCACACACUAUCAUCUCCAGAUCCAAUCUGGAAACACUUCACACGACUGGGACUUUCAGACCAAAGGACUAGGAACAGACCUGACUGAAUUAUUAAAACCAAAGGGGCUACAAGCUCCUGGACCACUUACUGACUUAUACUUUGAAAGUCUGUCUGAGACACAGAUCACCCUACGCUGGCAAACUCCACACAAACCCAACGGUGUCAUCACAGGUUACCUGUUACAGUACCAAGAGAUUCUGGAUGGAAAUUCAAGUCCAAGGCAGGUUGAAUCCAUCGAUCUUCCGGCCGUUACGGAGUUUACAAUGGAUAAUCUCGAUCCGCAGAGUCGUUACCUAUUUAACCUGAGAGCUCGCAACAGUGCUGGCGUCGGUGAGCCGAUAAUAAGAGAGGGCGCCACCAUGCUGGAUGGAGUGAGUGGUGGUGAUUGGGAAGAGUCUGAGUCGGUGAACUCCACACAAGCGUUUUAUCAGCUGCAGGGUCUGGAGCCGGGCACACGCUAUCACAUCCAGAUCCAAUCUGGAAACACUUCACACGACUGGGACUUUCAGACCAAAGGACCAGAGCUGGAGGAACCGGCCAGUGGUUUCGCAACUCAGGGCUGGUUCAUUGGGCUCAUCUCGGCUGUGGUUCUCAUUCUUCUGGUUCUGCUCAUUUUGUGUUUCAUUAACAGACGCGAAGGAGGAAAACAUUCAGUAAAAGAUAAAGAGGAAGGCCAAGCUGAGUAUGGAGCUCGCCCCAUGAAUGUGUUUGGUGAAUACAGUGAUAAUGAGGAGAAGCGCUCCAUCAGCCAGCCAUCCGUCUGUGAGAGCAAACGCAGCAGUAACGACAGUCUAGCUGACUACGGCGACAGUGUCGACAUCCAAUUCAAUGAGGACAGCACCUUCUUUGGCCAGUACAGCGGACGUAAAGACGCACAGGGCCAUGGCGAUCACGAGAGUUCGGGUGCCACAUUUCCAAUGAACCCUUACAUGCCGCCGCCCAGCAUCAGUUUUCCCAACUCUUUCACGGGCAUCCUGGGACCGAAUUAGCCCUGCUAUCACACGCACGCACACACAUACACCUACAUCCACCAUAGACUGAUAUGAGGACCAUACAAUGCUACACAAUGCUACUCUGAUGGUAUUAGACAGGUUAUUGAUUCCAGGACACACAACCGUUGUCACACACACAACAACCAUCACACAAACACAUCAAGCAUCUGCCAUACAGCAUCUGCAGAAUGAGGCUGCCGAUACGGACAGGUAAAGGGUUUAUACAACAGAUCUGGGCCUUGUUCACACCGCACGCAAAUCCACUGUUAUUGCAAGUGAUGUAACUGGAUCAGACAGUGUAGUAUGUAUAUCAUGAUCGUGAUUUGCUAACAUAUUCAAAUAAAAUUCCCCUUUGGUGACUAACAGCAUGAAAUGUGUCAGUAAAGCUACAGCUGAUGUUAUCUCGUGUUAGCACUGCGGCUGAAUGGCCCUCAUGUUGUCCUGCGCUCCACUGUGUCCAUCCUUAAUUUCUAUUGUCCACCUAUUGUCCGAAUUCCCGUUUGUACAUUUCCUUUGGUGUGUAAGUGUGUAUUAGUAUGUUAACGAUAUGAAAUAGGUACAUAACCAUAAACCACAUGAAGACAUUGUAUUAUACCAAAUAUACAAAAUAACAUUGUUUUUAGCAAUGAAAUAGGUGCACUUUAAGCUUGCAGAUAAUAGCGUUCAGUGAAAAAUUAUGCAAAUUUCUACCUAACGGCCCAUAAUAGUGAAUAUAAUCAAAUUCGUGUUUGUCUGGCGUCUUCUUUCUUGUGUGAGCUUUGUUUGUUGGCUCUCUGUUGGUCUCUAGCAUCAGAGUUUCCCCCGUUCAUAUGUAAAGCGCUUUGAGUACUGAGAAAAGCACUAUAUAAAUGUAAGGAAUUAUUAUUAUUAUUAUUAUUAAUGAAUGAUCUCUAUUAUGACGGCAGUGUAAACUCUGGGUUCAAUAUACGAUUAAAGGACACAUGACCUUAA